GGAUUAACCAGAUUAAUUUCUGAAUUUCACAAAAUGCAAGUAAAUUUAGAAAACAUCGCAACGCGAUGGCGUGUUCUCUUCAGAUCGUUCUCCCUGCCAUCCUGGCUUGCGCCUACGCUAGUACGUCGCUGGUCUAUGCCAAAUUGGUGCCCGGUGCCCCGAUCGGUUUGGACGGUCGCGUGGUGGACACCGCGGAAGUCGCGUUGGCCAAGGCCGAGCAUGCGGCCGCUCACGUCAACGAGAAGAUUAACUUGGCCGCUGAAGCCGUCAGGUCGGCCGACCAGCACGUGCUCGCUUACGUUGCGCCGUCCAGCGCGGCCGUGAUUGGUAGCGCAGCGCAGCUAGUGGAACCGGUCGCGGUGACGACGAAAUUGGUCCCCGGUGCACCGAUCGGGCUCGACGGACGCGUCGUCGACACGCCGGAAGUGGCCCUCGCUAAGGCGGAACAUGCGGCGGCGCACAUCAACGAGAAGCUCAGCCACGAAGCCGCGAGAUCGGUUUACCACGAGCAGCCGGUCGUCGUCCUGGACCGCAGCGCGCCGCUCGUUCAUUACUACUUUCGAACACAAAACACCGAACCGACGCCCGACCCGGGUCCCUCACUCCUGGGAGCGAGUACUGACGGACGCAGCAGCGCUCUUUUUAUCGGGAGGAAGGUGUGUGGGAGUUCAGCGAAGGAUACACGCCCCUGGAUCGUCAUGAGAGGCCUGAUUUGCCUGCUCGCCGUGGCGGUGGCCUGCAGAGCCGCGUACGUCGGUUCGCCCCCGUACGGGAACCCCCUGGUUCACCAUCAACAGGUCGCGCCGAGCUUCGCGCCACCCGCUCCGGUCGGCGAGGACGGCAACGUGAUCGACACGCCGGAAGUGGCGCAGGCGAAGGCCGCGCACUUCGCCGAAUUCGCGAAGGCCGCCGCCCGCGCUGCCCAGGACCAGAAGAAUCAGCAACACUUCUCCGAUUACAAUCAGAUCUCGUCGCCCACGUACAGCUACUCGGCGGCUCAGCCGACCGCGGUGCCUUAUCUGAGACAGGCCAGCUACCAACAGCCCACUCCGAUCUACCAGACGGCUAAUCACGUGCCGGCGCCCGUCUACGCCCCGGUGAAUUACCAGCAACCCCAGCAGUACAACGCACGGGCUAACUUCGUGGGGCAGAAGAGCUACGCGCUGCCGGCGAAGACCACUACCUUCGUGCCGGCACCGUUGGCCGAUGACGGGACGGUCCUGGACACGCCGGAAGUGGCGGCCCUGAAGGCGGCCAGGCUAGCCGAGCUCGCCGAGGCCGAGGCUCGGGCUUACAAACACGCGAGCGAGCAUCCGAACGAGGAGCAGGGUCAAGCCUUUCCCGGAGCCGAGCCCGCCCCCGUCAACUACAAUUCCAACGUGGGGCACUACAGCGCACCGCGGGCAUUCCCGGGUGCUCAGCCCUACGCCACGCAGCAAGUGUACAAUCCGUCAUCAGGUUACCAGCCACACCAUUAUCAGUCCCCGCAUCUGAUAGGAACCUACUGAAUCUAGCGGAUCGCGGUCGAUCGACAUGUUCCGGUGCCUGUACAUACUCUAGAUGAAUAAAUUGUUUUCCUUUCCUACGAAUUUAUCAUGCUUUUCGCAGAUCAAUCGCUUGUACAUCUCUUCUCUGUUACGAAAAUUGCGAUGUAUAGAGACUGCCGGAAAAAAAUUCCAUUCACAAUGGAAGGACGAACAUUGUUCUCCGUCCCAAUCCCCAUCUCUCUCUCUGUGUCUCCUUUUCUCUUUCUAUUUCAACAUGAUUGUGUGAUCACUAUUUAUUUAAAUUAUAUUAAAUUCUGUGUCUGUAUCAAUCGUUACGUUAAAAGUGGGAGGUACAAGUUGAUUAUGACGAUACCAGUGCAUUAUGUGUAAAAUAGUUAGUAAUCUACGCGAUUACAAAAGAAUACGUUGACUAAUACUUCUAACUCGUUGUCAAAUAGGUAAUU
Molecule: messenger RNA, 1951 nt
Organism: Vollenhovia emeryi
Lineage: Eukaryota; Metazoa; Arthropoda; Insecta; Hymenoptera; Formicidae
Exons: 4
Coding region: 66-1508 (480 amino acids)
Source: RefSeq, a predicted model, not a curated record